Messenger RNA from Meleagris gallopavo (turkey), 1417 nucleotides. NCBI's taxonomy places the organism in Eukaryota, Metazoa, Chordata, Aves, Galliformes, Phasianidae. The record is from RefSeq and is a predicted model, not a curated record.
CCCCAUCCAGAUCAGCUCCUCCCAACGCACACAGGCCCUAAUAAAAGAGCAGCCUAUGGUGAGUGCUGGCAUUCACCUCUCCUGCCUGGCUCAGCUCAGGAAAAGGGUGAGUGGAUGGGCCUCCAUUGGCACGGGCUGGAUGUGGGUCUUGAUGGUAGGAGAGCUGGGUGUUGUGGAGUGGCUGUGACCCUGUGGCAGUGGCUCCAGUCCUGCUGUGUGCAGCUUUCCAUGAUCAUGGGCUUAGCUCUGCCAGGGCAUCUCCUCACUCACAGCUCCCCUUUUUGCAACUUUGCACUGCAGGCUCAUCUCUCUCACACCAAGAUGUCUUGCUACGACCUGUGCCCACCAAAAACCAGCGUUGCCGUGCCCCAGCCCAUCGCUGAGAGCUGCAACGAGCUGUGCGCGCGCCAGUGCCCCGACUCAACGGCCUUCAUCCAGCCACCGCCCGUCGUCGUCACCUUCCCCGGCCCCAUCCUCAGCUCCUUCCCCCAGCAAGCCGUGGUGGGCUCCUCCGGAGCACCCGCCUUUGGGGGCUCCCUGGGGCUGGGGGGCCUCUACGGCGCCGGGGCCACUCAGGGCUCGGGGGGCCUCUGCACCUUUGGCAGACCCUACGCUUCUCCUGCCUGCAGCCCCUGCCCCUUGCCCCGCUACAGCAGGAAGCUCUGGGACACCUGUGGCCCCUGCUAAACUCAGGCCCUGCCUGCUCCCAGCAUCACCAGCAUUCCAUCAUGCUCAAACUCCUGGGCCUGGAGUGUUGAGGAGUGCUGGGCAUCUCUAGCUACGGCUGAGGCCUGAGCAGCUGGCACUGCCGGCACCUUUGCAUGCUCUGCCCAGUUCUCCUGUCCAUUCCUAUUCUUUCAUGGACUACAACUUGAGCCUGACCUGAAUUCUUCUCUCUACUCCAUUCUCUUUAUGAUCUGGGAAAAAUAAAGUUUUCCUGCAUUCACAAAUGCCUUCUCCCUCUCUUUGAUGUUGUUCCAAAAAUGUACCGGGUGGUUGUGCGGCAGCUGGUGUAGCACAAAUCUUGCUGACGAGAAUCCCAAGUUCCCCUUAGAACGGUGGGGUUGUGAGGAAUAGAUAUGGCAGAGUGGGCCUAUUGCUGGGGCUUUGGGAGCUGUGGAAGGAACAAAUAGGAGGGCGGUGCUGGCUGCUCCCCCUUGCCCAUCCUCCUCAGCUCUGCAGUGGGUCCUGCUCUGAUAUGUCUUGGUCUGCGAUGUCGUAGAAGCACCGCAUGAGCUCUGCCUCAAAGCUCAAGUGAGGCUCAAGAGUGCUCGAUGAAAAAUACUGCCUUUGAUUAAUGCAUUGUCAGUUCCUGGCAGGAAUACAGCCUUACAGAAACAAACAUAGGCAAGCAGCCACAAACGUGAAGCAUGAGCUAGCCUCAAAUGUGCCCUGAGGCUGUGAUCAUUGGGAAUGU